UAGCAUCAGAAUGUCGAGCGGCGUCCUUCCUCUGCAGGCGGCGGUGGUUCUCUGCUGCAUCAUCACACUGCACGCUUUUUCAAUGGAUGGCUUCGCCCCGGGGCUGAGGUGUCACUGCAGAAAGACGACCUCCCACCAGAUCCCUGCUCACCUCUUCAAGAAGUUGGAGGUCAUUCCUCCCGGAGCACAGUGCCGCCGGACUGAAAUCAUAAUCACCAAAAAGAACGGUUCGAAGGUUUGUGUCAACCCUGAGGAAAACUGGAUCUCCGAGAUCAUCAACAGGUUAAAAAAACUGCAGAGAGAGAGAAGGAGCCAAGUGACUCGUCCAGCGACUGCUCCGCUGACGACUGCUGCCCAGACGCCUAAAACCAAACCCCACUAACGUUUUGUGGUGUCAUUUUACUGUCAAAACAGCCCGGUUCCGGCGCACUGAUCAGUGGCUUUCUCCAUAUCAGUAGGCAAGUACCAUCAGUGCAGUAACUUCGCACUUGACAGUAAAAUGUAAGUUUAAUUUUCAGUUUGUGUCAAUACAACAUUGUCUUUCCAAAUGUUUUUUUUACAGUGAAAUAAGAAUUUACCCGUUUUGUUUAUACUGUCAUUUGAGCUUUAACUGAGAUUAAAAAUGUGAAUUUGGUAAAGGUGCCUCCUGCAGUGGGUACUUUUGACAGCUAACCUUUAAUAAUGUGAUGUAACACACAAUUUCCUGGUACAGCUUUGAUUAUGAUAGGCUGUGAAUCAAGUCCUUGUAUGUCACAGUGCUUUGAAUUCCUGCAUUGCUCU
Molecule: messenger RNA, 780 nt
Organism: Lampris incognitus (smalleye Pacific opah)
Lineage: Eukaryota; Metazoa; Chordata; Actinopteri; Lampriformes; Lampridae
Product: C-X-C motif chemokine 10
Exons: 4
Coding region: 11-382 (123 amino acids)
Biological process (GO): neutrophil chemotaxis; cellular response to lipopolysaccharide; chemokine-mediated signaling pathway
Cellular component (GO): extracellular region
Molecular function (GO): CXCR chemokine receptor binding; chemokine activity
Source: RefSeq, a predicted model, not a curated record